CGAGCCCCGCCGCAGCCGCCGCGGGGGUCGCGGUGUCCCCGCCGCGUGUCGCGCUGUCACCUCCCCCCCACCAUGUGUCCCCUCGGUUGUCACCCCGCGGGGCUGCUGAGCAAUGGCGGGGGCGGGGCGCGCCCUUCUCAGGAGUGUGGCAACACCAGCGGCAACUUUCUUCCUUCCUUCCUCCCUCCCUCGCCGCCGCCCGCAGCGCCCGGAGCCGGGGGUCCCACCGGGAGCGGGGGUGCCAGAGGAACCGGGGGUCCCAGAGAGCCGGGGUGCCACAGGAGCCGGGGGUGUUACAGCGGAGGCAGGGGCGUCACAGGAGCCCGGGGGUCGCACCGGAGCCGGGGGUGUCACAGGAGCCGGGGGUCCCAGCGGAACCGGGGGUCUCACCGGAGCUGAGGUCGCACCGGAGCCGGGGGUGUCACAGGAACCGGGGGUCCCAUGGGUGAGCGCUGCCCGGGGACCCCGCGCACGGCCCGGAGGGGACACGGAGCGCCUGGCACGGCCGGUGCCACCGGGAGGGGUCCCCAAGGCUCGGGGGGCGCGGGCAGGGGGCGCGGGGGUCUCCGGGUGGCCGCCCUCAGCCUCGCCCUCCUCUUCCUCCGCGCAGAGGCCGAAGGCUUCGCCCUCUGCCACGCGCCCGCGCUGCAGACCAAGGUGUUCCAGUACCGGCUGUGGGACGUGAACCAGAGGUCGCUGUACCUGCGCGAUGACCAGCUGGUGGCCGGGCACCUGCAGGGCGCCAACGCCGCGCUGGAAGAGAAGGUGUUCUGGGUGCCCAACCGCGCCCUGGAGCCCGCGCGGCUGCCGGUGAUCCUGGGCAUCCGGCACGGCUCCCGCUGCCUGCGCGCCGAGCGCGGCCCCGCCGGGGAACCGCGGCUGCGCCUGCAGGACGUGGACAUCCGGGAGCUGCCCCGCGCCGGUGACAGCGCGGCCGCCUUCACCUUCUUCCGCUCCUACCGGGACGGGCUGUGGCGCUUCGAGUCGGCCGCGCACCCCGGCUGGUUCCUGUGCACGUCCCCGCGCGGCCACCAGCCCCUGGCGCUCUGUCGCCACCGCGAUGUCACCUCCAACCUGCUCGACUUCUACUUCCAGCUCUGCUGAGCGCCCCCGGCCCCCGCGCGGGGACACCCGAGCCCCAGGGUGGUGGCAUCUUCCUAGGGAGGGUGGCAUCCCCCCCAGGAUGGUGACAUCCCUCUGGGGAGGUGCCAUCCUCCCCAGGAUGGCGACAUCCUCACCCCAGGGACGGUGACAUCCUCACCCACGGAGGGUGACAUCCUCGCUCCUCGGUGACAUCUUCCCCAGGAUGGUGACAUCCAUCCGGGACCGUGCCAUCCCCUUGGGGACAGCGACAUCCCCCUGGGGACAGUGCCAUCCGCCCUCGCGGUGUGGUGCCGCCUCCCCGGGGCGGUGCCAUCCCCCUGGGGACAGUGACAUCCCCCUGGGGACAGCGACAUCCCCCUGG
This is a messenger RNA of Motacilla alba alba, 1465 nucleotides long. RefSeq names its product interleukin-36 receptor antagonist protein-like. NCBI's taxonomy places the organism in Eukaryota, Metazoa, Chordata, Aves, Passeriformes, Motacillidae. Gene Ontology annotation, biological process: cellular response to lipopolysaccharide; cytokine-mediated signaling pathway; positive regulation of gene expression. Bases 442 to 1104 code for a protein of 220 amino acids. The record is from RefSeq and is a predicted model, not a curated record. Gene Ontology annotation, molecular function: cytokine activity; interleukin-1 receptor binding. The transcript is spliced from 4 exons.